This is a messenger RNA of Oppiella nova, 645 nucleotides long. Lineage: Eukaryota; Metazoa; Arthropoda; Arachnida; Sarcoptiformes; Oppiidae. The record is from the annotation of a GenBank genome assembly.
GGCACCAUGGGAGAGUGGAAAAAUACGGGUAACAUGGGUCCCGUGCAUAAUACGGGCAACAUGGGUCCGGUAAACGUGGGCAAUAAUGCCGGACUACAUGUAAAUGGUCCUGGUGCCGGCAACGAAUCGAGCCCUGGGGAUAAUAGCCAGGGGCAAAGUGGACUAAGUGGUGUUAGUGGGCUGGACGACAAAAACAAAGUGUACCGGGAGGUGGAGAGCCUAAAGAAAGUAAACUCGGCCUACAUUGCAAAAUAUUACGACUGGUGGAUCGGCGAAAAAACGUUCUAUAUCAUCAUGGAAUAUUGCCCUGAUAAUUUGCGCAAGAUCCUUAAUUUAAGACCGGAUUUAUUCGCCCGACAGUACGGGAAAACGAUGAACGACUUGGAGUACUACAUGUCGUGCGAGAUCUUCCGCCAGACCCUUGAAUGCGUGCAAUAUAUGCACGAAUUGCGUCCACCCGUAAUCCACAGGGACCUCAAACCCGAGAACAUAUUAAUUUCGUACGAUAGUGAGCAUGAUCGAUUUGUCAAGUUGUGCGAUUUUGGAUUGGCCGCCGUGCACCAUAAGACGAUCAAUAAUCAAGGCUCAAACAAGCAUACCAUAGACGUUGGCACGCCUGGCCGUUAUUGGCGCCGAGAUAUUUGA